AAGAUCUGCUAAAAUGUGCUAAUUGCAGUUAUGAGACAAAUAACAAAUACUGCUAUAAACGACACAUUUUAAAUCAUACCGACCCUAAACAUUUUCAAUGUGCUGAUUGUGCGUAUGAGACAAAUAUCAAAUACUGCUUUAAACAACACCUUUUAAAACAUACUGGUUCUAAAGAUUUUAAAUGUGCCCAUUGUGGUUAUGAGACAUAUCAAAAAUUCUGUCUUAAACGGCAUCUUGUAAGACACACAACCCGUUUUCAUCAGGAACAAAUUUCUCGUUAAAAAUAUCGUUUCCACGUGAGGGAGGUCAUGCCCUAACUUAUGUUAAUAAAAUUUAAGGGGUUGGUUAUAUGUAUAUGUUUGUGGGUGUGGAAACCACGUUAUUUAUUGAUUAUGUUUGUUAAACUUAUUAAUAAAAUAAAAUAAAAUUGUGUUUGUAGUUUGUACCUAUCAACUUUCCUUUGUGAAUUUGAUAUAAAUUUUUAGUUACAUAUCUUUUUUAAAAGGAAGAUGUUAUAGAUGUAACUUGGCAACUAUGUAAAUGGUUAUAGAAACUGUAGCAAGAAGAGUUGUUUUGUCAAUGUUAGUACGUUCGAAAUUUGCAACUUGUAGUUGAGUUUACUGAGUUUUAUCAGCUGAUUGAGUGGUUUAUUUAACCUUACAUUUUCGAACGUUUUGUUUUGAGUUAAUUUGUUAUGGUGAAUGAAAAUCAAAAUAUUUCAUUGUUUGUUGAUUGUGCAUCUAUGAUCUAUGUUAUUAUUACCUUAGAUCAUUGAUCUAAGAUCUUUUUGAUAAUAGGUCAGCCCUGAAGUUCUGCAGGAUAUAUCAGCAUUUUUCAUUGUUGUGCGGGUCAUGGUCUUUUAAUUUAAAUUGUAUCCAAGUAUAUCACAGUAGAUAAUCUUCUCAUGAAUCCAUGAAUAAAUACUUAAUAAAAGAAUAUAAAGAUAAAUUCACCCUUACCAAUUACCCUGUAUAUCAUAGCAUCGAAUGCAGCUGGUGAAAUUAGAGCCAAAGGAAAGCUUCAAGUGACGAAUAUUUCAGAAGUAUGAGCUGUGUUUUUAUACAAGUCCAAAGCAUAUUGAAGGGCGUAAACUAUACUGCGAUGUUGCCACAUUGCAGCGUUCGUAUUCAACACACAUUUGUUAAAUAUUUGUGUUACAAAAUCAAUCUACGCUAUGAUAGGUUUCACGGUGCAGACCGAUUUCCAUUUCUUCUAAUAAAGUCCCGCGGUUGUCAGAUUUCAAAAAUGUGUGCAGCGUCGUAGAUUGUCAACCCAACAAGAGGUUUUCAUCACGAUGAAUUAUAUUGAUUUUGUUUCAGUUUCCUUCCCUUGAUACCACGAGAAGUCUCAGCACUGUCACAUUCAUUACCAUAUUUCUCGAACUGAUUUCUAUCCCAGUAACCACACCCUGGUUCUGGGCAAAAUAAGAAACUUCAGCUGAAAAUUAAAGAACCCUAUUUUAUAUCAAAGCUGUUAGAUAGUGAUAGAGUGGUUGUAAUAGAUAGGGGUGAAAUUAUUUAAGGGUAUGCGGAGAAAAGUUUGUUAGCAUUAACGCAUUUGCAUCAAUUUAUAGAAAAGUGACAACGCUGUGUUUCAAAAUUAUAAUGUCGGUAAGUUAGUUUGAUAAGAAAUAUGAUGACGUCUAUUUUUGUUAUCUUAAUCGUGGUUUGUUAAUAAAUGAAUUUAAGUAUUUUGCUAGAGCUCUUGGAUUUUUACAUUUUUGUUGUAUUGUUCUGUGAUAAUUUUGUGUAAGUUUGCAAAAAACGUGUAUAUCAUAGCUCACUUCGGAAUAGUACGCAGAGAAGCAGAAAAGAGAAGCAUAAAAUUGUUGGUAGAAAUGGUGGCCUGGUUGGAGAGACAUGAUAAACCAAUAGUUGUGGGUGUUCUAAUGACUUUGUUAAGAAUGCCACAGUAAACCAUUAAUGAUUUCUUUUUACAUCUGUUCGAAUAGGUAACCAUAAGUUAUAGUCAUGGAUAAGGACAUGGUGCUUGUUAAAACCGAACCAAAAAAAGAAGAAGAAAUAAAUUUUGCCCUUGAAGGAAGAAUCUUUGUAAGCAAUGAUGUUUUGAGAACAGUAAAAGAAGAACACAAUGAAAUUGUGUCCUGUGCAGAAAAUGCGAUAGAAGUGUUGAAAUGUAACGAUCAUUCGUUAAAUCGCAAAGAUUUUAAAUGUGACAAUUGUGAUUAUGCAACCAAUACUAAAAAGUAUCUUAAACGUCAUAUGUUAUCGCAUGUCGUAGAAGAUUUCAAAUGUUCUAUGUGUGAUUAUGUCACAAAGUUUAGAGGCGCAUUGAGAAAUCAUGUUUUAUCCCACAAUGAAACUAAACAUUUUAAAUGUGACAAAUGUGAUUAUUCAACAAAUAUUAAAUGUAAUUUUAAUCGACAUCUCUUAGUACACAAAGCGUCUAAAGAUUUUCAAUGCAACAAUUGUAAUUAUAGUACAAACUAUAAGCGCUAUUUGAUUCUACAUCUCUUAAAUCACAACAUCUCUAAACAUUUUAAAUGUGACAUGUGUGAUUAUUCCACAAGUUGCAAGGAGUAUUUGCAACAACAUGUCGUAAUACACAAUGAUUCGAAAGAUUUUAAAUGUGACAUUUGUGAUUAUUCUACAAAUACUAAAAGGUAUCUUAAACGUCAUUUCUUAUCACAUGUUAUAGAAGAUUUCAAAUGUUCUAAGUGUGAUUUUGUUACAAAGUUUAGAGGCGCGUUGAGAAAUCAUGCUUUAACACACAAUGAAACUAAAGAUUUUAAAUGUGACAAUUGUGAUUAUUCAACAAAUAUUAAGGGUAAUUUUAAUCGACAUCUCUUGGUACACAAAGUUUCCAAAAAUUUUAAAUGCAACAUUUCUAAUUAUAGUACAAAUGAUUUGAAUCGGCAUCGCUUAAAAUCUAACAUCCUUAAACAUUUUGAAUGUGACAUGUGUGAUUAUUCUACAAGUCGUAAGGACUAUUUGCAACAACAUGUCUUAAUACACAGUGGUUCGAAAGAUUUUAAAUGUGACAUUUGUGAUUAUGCAACAUCUAUUAAGAAGUAUCUUAAACGUCAUCUCUUAUCGCAUGUUAUAAAAGAUUACAAAUGUUCUAAGUGUGAUUUUGUUACAAAGUUUAAAGGAGCGUUGAGAAAUCAUGUUUUAUCACAUGAUGAAACUAAAGAUUUUAAAUGUGACAUUUGUAAUUAUUCCACAAGUCAUAAGCGCUAUUUGAGACAACAUGUCUUGUUACACAAAGAUUCCGAACACUUCAAUUGCGUUAAAUGUAAUUAUAGUACAAAGUACAAGCGCUAUUUGAUGCAACAUCUCUUAAAACACAAUAUCUCUAAAGAUUUUAAAUGUGACAUUUGUGAUUAUGCAACAAAUAUUAAGUGUAAUUUGAAUCGACAUCUCUUAAUACACAAGGGUUCUCAAGAUCUGAAAUGUGAAAGUUGUAGUUAUUCAACAAACACUAAGGCGGCUGUAAAAAGACAUUCAUUAUUAUGCCACAAAUCAUAAAUGUACGUACUCUAACAUCUUUGGUGUUUUCCAACACUCUCCUUCACUAAAAAUGUUUCAACAUCAAUUUUACAUAUAAAGUGAAUUAAGACAACUGUGCUUAAUGUUAUUGUAAAAUAUGUCUGCCUGUUGUUGCUUAGAUAUGAAUUUCUUAUUUAAAUUUUCACAAAUAAAAUGAAAUUUAUUUUA
Messenger RNA from Photinus pyralis (common eastern firefly), 3677 nucleotides. RefSeq names its product gastrula zinc finger protein XlCGF46.1-like. Gene Ontology annotation, cellular component: nucleus. The transcript has 2 exons. Gene Ontology annotation, biological process: regulation of transcription by RNA polymerase II. Bases 1971 to 3488 code for a protein of 505 amino acids. The record is from RefSeq and is a predicted model, not a curated record. Gene Ontology annotation, molecular function: DNA-binding transcription factor activity, RNA polymerase II-specific; RNA polymerase II transcription regulatory region sequence-specific DNA binding. NCBI's taxonomy places the organism in Eukaryota, Metazoa, Arthropoda, Insecta, Coleoptera, Lampyridae.